AUGCCACCAAGAUCCCGUGCCUCAACACCAAACCGCCUUCAUACCCGUUCCUCCAUGAUCCAUGCCUCACCAGGUCUUCAUCAUCCCAUCUCAACAUCAACAACACCAUUAGAUUCAUCCCUAAAUUCAUUUAUUGAAUUAAAUGAUUCCCUUAAUGAUUUCGAUAAAAAUUUCCAUAAGAUUCAUGAUAUUCAUCAAGAUUUAACAAGUUUUAAUGAAAGUUUUAGUAGUUUUUUAUAUGGAUUACAAGUUAAUGCAUAUAUUGUGGAAUUUAAUGAAAUUCCUGAAGAUUUAAAGAAAUUUGAUAACUUGGAUAUUGAUUCUAAAAUUGAGAAAUUAGAACAAGAAUUAAAUCAAAAACCAAUCACUAAGGUUAUAGAAACAAAAGAUGAAACUGGGGAUAUUGAUGAAAGUUUGGGGACUGAUGCUGAUGGUUCUUUUAUUAUACAACCAAAAUCAAGAUUAUCAGAACAAGGAAGAAGGAUAAGGGAGACUUCAAGAACACAACAAGCACAACCAGCAAGAAGUCGAACAACAAGCACGAGUACCACAAGUACAAACCCAAGAACAACAACAAGACCAAGAACAAUACCUACAACAACAAAAAAUUCUCGUAUACCAGUGGGGAAACGUAAAGAUAUAAAUCAAAGACCACCAUUUAGAUAA
Molecule: messenger RNA, 666 nt
Organism: Hansenula ciferrii
Lineage: Eukaryota; Fungi; Ascomycota; Saccharomycetes; Phaffomycetales; Wickerhamomycetaceae
Gene: DAM1
Product: Dam1p
Exons: 1
Coding region: 1-666 (221 amino acids)
Biological process (GO): mitotic sister chromatid biorientation
Cellular component (GO): mitotic spindle; mitotic spindle pole body; DASH complex
Source: RefSeq, a predicted model, not a curated record